Tarenaya hassleriana is the source of this 924-nucleotide messenger RNA. Its product is annotated as selenoprotein H-like. The coding region runs from base 88 to 654 and encodes 188 amino acids. The transcript has 5 exons. The record is from RefSeq and is a predicted model, not a curated record. Gene Ontology annotation, cellular component: Golgi apparatus. NCBI's taxonomy places the organism in Eukaryota, Viridiplantae, Streptophyta, Magnoliopsida, Brassicales, Cleomaceae.
CAGACAUUAUACCCAUCUUCAACGCUUUCUGGGUUUGGGGACUGAUACCGGCUAGAGUUUCCGGCGGAAGCUCAAGUUUUCCGAUCAAUGGCUCCGACGAAGAGGAAGACCAAUGGAGAAGCGAAGCCGAAUCCUGUGACGGCGUCGCUUAGGGUGACUCGAAGCAUGGUUCGCCGGACUCGGAGCUCGGUUCAGCGGGACGGCGCUAACUCGGCAGUGUCAGCCUCCAAUCUCGUGAAGCUCGACUCGCCGGCGAAGAAUGCUAAGAGGAAGACGGCAACGGGGGCCGGGAAGAGGAAGAAGAAGGAAAAGAAGGAAGAGAAAGCGGCUGAUGGAGAGGAUACCGAAGAGAAAGCGAUUGAGGAUGGUGUUGCUGCUGAGGAUUCAAAGAAAAAAACCAUUGUCAUUGAACACUGCAAACAAUGCAAUGCUUUCAAGACAAGGGCUAUCCAGGUGAAAGAGGGCCUGGAGGGAAGUGUCCCUGGCGUAAUGGUGAUUCUGAACCCCGAGAAGCCGAGGAGGGGAUGCUUUGAGAUUCGGGAGGAAGGUGGCAAGGCAUUCAUCAGUCUUUUGGGUAUGAAGCGACCCUUUGCACCAAUGAAGGAGCUAGACAUGGAGGAAGUCAUCGCGGACAUCAUCAAGGAGAUUGAAUGAGAAAACAUUACCAGACCUAACCAAACCCUCCUCGCACAGCCUCUAAGAGGUCAGGUGAUCAGAACCCAGCAAAGCUAGCCACCAAUCCAAUCAAGAGUGCCGCACCAAAGCUGGAACCGGCACUAGGAGCCAGAGAAGAGGGCGGUUCGCUCUCACCUUCGGAUGGGGCUGGUCCAGAUCCAGCAGAGGAAUCAUCAUCACCUUUGGAUGGGGCUCGCGGAGGGGCGGUUUUCGGCGGGGGGCUGGAGUCUGAGUCGUCGUCCUCACCAC